GCAUGGACGAAGUCUGUUUGAAAUGCCCAUUUCCAUUUGAUAGCUUUUACAGAGAGAGAGAGAGAGAGAGAGAGAGAGAGAGGAGUGGAGAUGGAAGGGGAAGAUAAGGGGGUUGUGUGUGUAACAGGUGGCACAGGGUACGUUGCAUCAUGGCUGAUCAUGAGGCUGCUCCGCCAUGGCUAUACAGUUAGGGCUACCAUCAGAUCUUACUCUGACAGUCAUAGAGACAUCAGCUACCUAACAAACCUACCAGGAGGGUCAGAGAGGCUCCAAAUCGUCAGUGCAGAUCUCAACCGGCCAGAGACUUUUGAUGGAGUUGUCAGAGGAUGCACUGGAGUCUUUCAUGUUGCUCACCCUGUUGGCUUUGAAGAGAGAGUACCUGAACAAGUCACGAAUGAGAGAGCAAUCACCGCAACCAUAGGCCUUCUACGGGCCUGCCUCAACUCGAAGACAGUGAAGCGAGUCGUGUACACCUCAAGUGCUUUCACUGUGUUGUACAGUGACAAGAUCUCGGGCAUAAUUGAUGAGAGUAAUUGGACAGAUGUAGACUUUGUUAGAGCUCAAAAUCCUUUUGGAGCUGCAUACAUAAUUUCCAAGACAUUAGCUGAAAAGGCAGCCCUGGACUUCGCUGCAGCUCAUGGUUUAGACCUUGUAUCGUUGGUUCCUCCCAUGAUCAUUGGCCCCUAUCUCUGUCCCCGUAUGCCCGGUUCGCUAUAUACUGCACUGGCUAUGAUUUUUGGCGAUGAGAAACAGUACGCGCAUCUCUCUAAAACUUCAAUGGUACAUGUGGACGAUGUAGCAAGUGCACAUAUCUUCCUUCUUGAGCAUCCCGAUGCAAAAGGGAGGUACAUUUGUUCCUCCCUCGAAGUGACGAUUCAUAUGGUAUCUGAGUUUCUGUCAACUAAAUACCCCGAGUAUUCGAUACCUAAGCCUGACUCUUUGAAGGGAAUUGAAGAAUCCAAGCAUCCUGGCCUCUCAUCAAAGAAGCUAUUGGAUUCUGGUUUCAAGUUCAAGUAUGGCUUUGAAGAAAUGUUUGAUGGUGCAAUUCAAUGCUGCAAAGAGAAGGGUUUUAUUUAGCAUUUCAAUGUGUUUUUGCAGUCUUCAAUGUGUAAGAAUGAUUCUCUAUUUGUAAGAAUUUAUUAUUUAUCCAUGUAGUUUGCUAAUUAGGUAUUGCUAUACAAACAAAAUCAAUCGAAGUUUGCCUUAAUGAU
Diospyros lotus (date-plum) is the source of this 1211-nucleotide messenger RNA. Its product is annotated as vestitone reductase. Bases 91 to 1077 code for a protein of 328 amino acids. The transcript is spliced from 4 exons. The record is from RefSeq and is a predicted model, not a curated record. Lineage: Eukaryota; Viridiplantae; Streptophyta; Magnoliopsida; Ericales; Ebenaceae. Gene Ontology annotation, molecular function: oxidoreductase activity, acting on the CH-OH group of donors, NAD or NADP as acceptor.